Dreissena polymorpha is the source of this 1741-nucleotide messenger RNA. RefSeq names its product histone-lysine N-methyltransferase SMYD3-like. Gene Ontology annotation, molecular function: protein binding. The coding region runs from base 58 to 1410 and encodes 450 amino acids. Gene Ontology annotation, cellular component: nucleus. The record is from RefSeq and is a predicted model, not a curated record. The transcript has 11 exons. NCBI's taxonomy places the organism in Eukaryota, Metazoa, Mollusca, Bivalvia, Myida, Dreissenidae.
AACUUUAUAAGUAAAGAAGUUUUUGCCUUGACACCGGCAAAUUUUCCGCGAAAAAGCAUGAAACUCGAUGAAGGAGAAAAUGUGUUGCAGGAAGAUCCAUUUUGUCACGUUUUGCUUCAACAGCAUCGGGGAUCUCGUUGUGACAUGUGUUUUGAUUCAUCUGAUGACUUAAAAAAAUGCACAGGAUGUGGUGGGGUGUAUUACUGCAAUCGCCUUUGUCAGAAACGAGAUUGGAUGGUUCACAAGCUGGAGUGCAAAUGUCUGAAGGCUAUUGCUCCUAAGAUUCCGAUGGAUUCUGUGAGACUUCUGUUGCGAUUGGUCAUCAGUCAGAACCUCAAUCUUCCCAUGAACAAUCAGUGGUCGAGAACAGUUGAAGAUUUGAUGGCUCACACCGAUGAAAUCAAAGCUGACCCAGAUCGAAGUGAGCAGUUUGCAAAGUUUGCUUACACACUGUCAGAGUAUGCAGGGAAAACUGUCACCCUACCUGACUUGCACGGGCUUCUCAAACUGUUUGGAAAGAUGGUUAUCAACAGCUACACAAUAUAUGACGGUGAACUGAGAGACCUCGGUAUUGGGAUAUAUCUCAGUGCCAGCAAGCUCGAUCACAGCUGCCGACCGAAUGCUGUUGCCACAUUUCACGGUGUGACACUGGUAGUCCGAGCAGUGAGCGACAUUCCAGAUGGGACCAGUGACAAAGUGUUCAUUAGCUACAUAGACCAGUUGUCUCCCUUAGAAGAGAGGCAGGAGGCUUUGAGAAAGCAGUACUACUUCCAGUGUACAUGCGAGAAGUGUAAUGAUGAAGAAUUUAAGGAGACCAUGCUUAGUUUUUGUUGCCCAAAUUCUCAAUGUUGUGGAGCAGUAUGCCUCAACAAAAAACGUGUAUUUGGGAGAUGUCGGCUGUGUGGUAACUCAGACUUUCCUGCCAGUCUGAGGGAUGGAGCCAUGGCUGUACUAGACGAGUGUAAGACCAGAUUGGGGCAGAUACAGGAGAAAAAGAAAGACAAAAAAUGGAAAGCGGUGUUGGACAGUUGCAAGGACCUGCUUCAAAAAUCUGCCAGCAUCCUGCACGCCAACAACAUUUAUCUAGUCAGGGUUCUAGAUGCAGCAUUCUGUGCUGCAAUCGAGGUUGAAAAGUUUGAACUAGCUGCGAAAUAUGGACCUCGAACUCUGGACCCGUACAGACUCUACUACGGUGACAACAGCCCCAAUGUUGCACUGCAGCUGUUCAUGGUUGGCAAGAUACAGCUCUACCUCCAGGACAUGAAGACGGCCUUGAAGUUGCUGGAAAUGUCGCGGAAAAUCUUGGCCGUAACCCACGGCAUCGAACACAAGAUUUACAAGGAUGUGACGUUGUUUGUGGAACAGUGUAGGGAAGAGUUGAGAGUUCAGCUGGAGAAGUCGGUUUCUUAAUUGGUGUAUCAAUUGGGUCAGUUGAUAGUAAAUUGUGAUGUACACGUGGUCGGAUACUUAUUAAUUAUUAAUAAAUUCGGUGAGUUGCUAGUGAUUUGUUUAAUAAAUUCAGUCAGUUACUAGUAAACUGUUUAAAACUUAGGAAAGUUGCAUGUACAUUAUUAAACCUAAUUGGGUAUGUUUUAGUAAAUUGUUAAGUGAAUUGAGUCGGUCAAGACUUAAUUGUGAAGCAUUAUCCAGAUUGUUUCUAGUGUAUUGUUUAAUAAAUUUGGUCAGGUGGUAAUAAGAUGUUGAUUACAUUUGGUCACUUGCUAGUAAACUGUUAAAUGAA